This is a messenger RNA of Pneumocystis jirovecii RU7, 1110 nucleotides long. RefSeq names its product UV excision repair protein Rad23. Gene Ontology annotation, biological process: nucleotide-excision repair; proteasome-mediated ubiquitin-dependent protein catabolic process. The transcript has 9 exons. Lineage: Eukaryota; Fungi; Ascomycota; Pneumocystomycetes; Pneumocystales; Pneumocystaceae. The record is from RefSeq and is a predicted model, not a curated record. Gene Ontology annotation, cellular component: nucleoplasm; cytosol. Gene Ontology annotation, molecular function: damaged DNA binding; ubiquitin binding; polyubiquitin modification-dependent protein binding. Bases 1 to 1110 code for a protein of 369 amino acids.
AUGAAGCUUACAUUUAAGGAUUUGAAGCAACAGAAGUUUACUAUUGAUAAUGUUGAUCCUAGAUGCACUAUAUUGCAAGUUAAGGAAAUGAUUCAAGAGGUUCAAGGUCAUGAUUUGAAGCAUCAAAAGCUUAUUUACUCAGGGAAAAUAUUAUUAGACAGUAAUACGGUCGAAAGUUAUGAUAUUAAAGAAAAAGACUUUAUCGUUUGUAUGGUUCAGAAGCCUAAACAAGUUCCGAGUGCCAGUAUUGUUGCUGAAUCAACUGUUUCUACGAAUCAAUCUGAUCCAAAAGCUUCUGCACCAGAGACAUCUUUACCAUCUGUUCCUGGUACCUCGGUUUCCUCUUCUUCUGAGACUUUUAAUGAUCCUAAUUCUCUUGUGGUUGGGCUGUUGUGUGAUACUGCUAUAAAAAAUAUGAUGGAAAUGGGAUAUGAACGUACACAAGUAGAGAACGCAAUGCGGGCUGCAUUUAAUAAUCCUGAUAGAGCAGUAGAAUAUCUUUUGACUGGCAUUCCUGAGCAUCUGUCUCGAGAGCUGUUGCAGCAAUCGUCUUCUUCCCAGCAAGUGUCUCGGGCUCAGCAAAUUGUUCAAUCUACGCCUACGUCUACUCCUACGUCUACUCCUAGUCGGUCGGAAAAUUUGUUUGAAUUAGCUGCCCAGGUCUCUCAGCAGGGGAGGGAACGCUUAAACACUAGUUCUGGGAAUUCACUGAUGGGUUCUAACAAUGCAGAAAGCUUAGCAUUCUUACGUAAUAACCCUCAGUUCCUGAUGUUACGGCGUCUUGUUCAAACUCAGCCUCAGAUGCUUGAAUCUGUAUUGCAGCAGUUGGGACAGGGAAAUUUGCAAUUGGCUACGCUUAUAAAUCAAAAUUCAGACGCAUUUCUCCAGUUACUUUCUGAAGGAAUGGAAGGGGAUGGAACAGCUGCAAUGCCUAAUAUAGUUCAGCUUCAGUUGACAGAAGAAGAACGACAAGCCAUUGAGAGGCUUGAGGCAUUAGGAUUUUCUCAUGGAGUAGUCGUUCAGGCUUAUUUUGCUUGUGAUAAAAAUGAAGAAAUGGCAGCAAAUUAUUUGUUUGAACAUGGUAAUGAAUCAGAUGAAGAAAUGUCUUAA